AGCGCACAGCCCCUCCGCGGCACGGGGACUAGUGUUCUAGCGGACAGUGGAUUUCAACGGGACCUGACCACAGCAUGAUGGACUUGUGACAGACUUUACCCACAGCUGCGCUCCAGCACUUUUCCCGUUAACCGACUUUGAUUUUCGAACAUUGGAGUCAGGAUGGCUUUAUUCUUGCUUUUCAUUGUAUUAACUGUUGAAACCAAUCAAUUAGUGCUCUCAGCACACAGGGACGUUUAUACCAACCACUGGGCAGUGCGGAUUACAGGUGGUCAGGAACAGGCUGAUAUAAUCGCAGCGAAAUAUGGAUAUAUAAACUUGGGACAGAUAGGAAGUCUGGAGGACCAUUACCAUUUCCACCACAGCAGAGUGGUUCGCAGAGCUGUGUACUCUUUGAAGGGCCCCCACAGCUUCAUCCAUAUGGAUCCCAAGGUGGACUGGGCCCAGCAGCAGGUAGUAAAACCAAGAGUAAAGAGGCACGCCCAAAGUGACCCAAGCUUCAUUAAUUUCAAUGACCCUAAAUGGUCCAACAUGUGGUACAUCCACUGCAAUGAUAAGAGCAGCCGCUGUCGCUCCGAGAUGAACAUUCUGGCAGCCUGGCAGAGGGGCUACACCGGCAAGAAUGUGGUGGUCACCAUACUGGAUGAUGGCAUAGAGAUGAACCACCCUGAUCUGGCUCAGAACUAUGACCAUCUAGCAAGUUAUGAUGUCAAUGGGAAUGACCAUGACCCUAAACCACGUUAUGACUCGCACAAUGAAAACAUACAUGGAACUCGGUGUGCAGGUGAAGUUGCAGCAGCGGCCAAUAACUCCCAUUGCAUCGUUGGGAUUGCCUACAACGCUCACAUUGGAGGGAUUCGGAUGCUGGAUGGUGAUGUGACUGAUAUAGUAGAGGCCAAGUCCCUGGGAAUCCGACCUGACUACAUCGACAUCUACAGUGCCAGCUGGGGGCCAAAUGACGAUGGCAGGACAGUGGAAGGCCCAGGGCCGCUAACAAAGCAGGCUUUUGAGCAAGGCAUCAAGAAGGGUCGCAAAGGCCUGGGGUCCAUUUUUGUCUGGGCGUCAGGUAACGGUGGUCGGCAGGGUGAUCACUGUUCAUGUGAUGGUUACACCAGCAGUAUCUACACCAUCUCCAUCUCCAGCACCACAGAGAAUGGAAACAAGCCCUGGUACCAGGAGGUCUGCAGUUCCAUCAUGGCCACAACCUACAGCAGUGGAGAGUUUAACGAGAGGAAGAUUGUAACCACUGACCUCCGGCAGCGCUGCACUGAUGGUCAUACUGGCACUUCUGUCUCUGCUCCCAUUGUGGCUGGAGUCAUAGCUCUCACCCUGGAGGCCAACCUUUUGCUGACAUGGAGGGAUGUGCAACAUCUUUUGGUGAAGACAUCCAGACCAGUCCACCUGAAAGCUGAUGACUGGAAGACCAAUGCUGCCGGACACAGAGUCAGCCACCUGUAUGGUUUUGGCCUGGUGGAUGCAGAGGCCAUGGUGCUGGAGGCUACGAAGUGGAGGACUGUUCCUCCUCAGCACACCUGCAGUCAGAUGGCUGAGCGACGCAGCAGGUACAUCCAUGCUGGUCAAAGCCUGAACAGCAGCAUAACUACCUCUGGGUGUUCAGCAGAACCUGAGCAGCACGUGGAUCACCUGGAGCAUGUGGUGGUCAAGGUCCUGAUAGUCCACCCACGACGAGGAGACCUGGAGAUCAACCUCAUCUCUCCGUCUGGGACGAGAUCACAGCUACUGGCCAAGAGGUUGUUUGACAGUUCUAACGAGGGCUUCAGGAACUGGGAGUUCAUGACAGUUCAUUUCUGGGGUGAGAGGGCAGAGGGCACAUGGACUCUGGAGAUUAUUGACUCACAGUCAAAGCUACGCAACCCUGAGGUGCUGGGCAACCUAAAAGAAUGGACGCUGAUCCUUUAUGGCACAUCUCAGAACCCUUACCACCCCUACAGUGCUCAGCACUCCCGUUCAAGGAUGUUGGAGAUCCCAGCCCCAGAGGAGGAGCCAGAGCUGGACGAGGAGGAGGAGGAGGAGGAGGAGGAGGAGGAGGAGGAAGACGAGUACAAUGGACCAUGCCACAGUGAGUGUGGAGACCAGGGCUGUGACGGACCAGAUGCUGACCACUGCCUCAACUGUGUCCACUUCAGCUCGGGCAGCCUGAAAAGUGGCAGAACCUGUGUGAGCCACUGUCCAAUGGGACACUACGAGGACACUACGUCUCGUCGCUGUAGACGCUGCUAUAAAGGCUGUGAGAGAUGUGUUGGCCGAUCAGUCGGUGAUUGUCUCUCCUGUCGAAGAGGCCUUUACAGCAACACACUCAAUUCCAGCUGCAUCGAUACCUGCCCCCCAGGUUACUUUGCUGAUGAGAAUCAGAGGCAGUGUGUGAAGUGUCAUGACACAUGUGUGAGAUGCCUGAGGUAUGCAGACAGAUGCACUGCCUGCAGAGAAGGCUACAGUCUGGCGGGGAUGACUUGUGUUCCUGAAUGCACCGAUGGAACCUUUUUCCAUCUGGAAGAGAUGACGUGCAGCCCAUGCCAUUCCUCUUGUAGGACUUGUACAGGGCCAGGUGAGGAGGAGUGUAUCCAGUGUGCUGAGGGCUACCUGCAGCAGGAGUGGAGGUGUGUGCAGACCUGCGCACCUGGCUACUACUCUGGAGAGGCAGCAGGAGUCCCUCAUAAGAUGUGUCACAGGUGUGAGGAAAACUGUCUGAGCUGCAGUGGCCCCGGAACAACUUGCACCAAAUGUAAAGAGGAUUAUAGUCUGGUCAGCAGGACUUGUGUUGUGAAUGCAUCCUGUAAUAACGCUGAUGAGGAGUUCUGUGAGAUGGUCAUAUCCAACCGUCUCUGUGAGAAGAAGCUUUACCGUCAGUUCUGCUGCCGCACCUGUCUGAUGAACGGAUGAGGAGCCGGCCACCUCCAGACACCUCCCUCUCUCUUACUCUCAGUCAGUGUUAAACAGACAUAACAACUCAAGUGUUAUCAUCUGACCAAACCUACGUCAGUUACAUUCAUUUAUAAAAUACUAACUUGUGCUAUUCUCUUUUAGUUUUUAACUCUUUACAAAUAGUGGAAUGAAGCUCUUCAGUUGUAUUUUUGCAGGUUGCUGAAGGCAGGUGUCAUUUUCACAGAUCUUUUUAAAAUGGGCAUUUGUGGAAUGUGUAGAAAUGUUCUGUACUGAACAUGUACAAAACUGCAUUAUAAUGAAUGUGCUUUUUACAACAA
Messenger RNA from Siniperca chuatsi (mandarin fish), 3221 nucleotides. It is a transcript of the gene pcsk6, whose product is annotated as proprotein convertase subtilisin/kexin type 6. Gene Ontology annotation, biological process: peptide hormone processing. The transcript has 21 exons. NCBI's taxonomy places the organism in Eukaryota, Metazoa, Chordata, Actinopteri, Centrarchiformes, Sinipercidae. Gene Ontology annotation, cellular component: membrane; cell surface. The record is from RefSeq and is a predicted model, not a curated record. The coding region runs from base 163 to 2901 and encodes 912 amino acids. Gene Ontology annotation, molecular function: serine-type endopeptidase activity.